Prorocentrum cordatum is the source of this 513-nucleotide messenger RNA. The record is from the annotation of a GenBank genome assembly. NCBI's taxonomy places the organism in Eukaryota, Dinophyceae, Prorocentrales, Prorocentraceae.
AUGGCGGUGGCCGUGAGGUCCGACGGGGCCCGCGUGGUGGUGGGGGCCUAUCGUGACGACGACCAGGGCCAAAAUUCUGGCUCCGUGCACGUGUUCGACGGUACCACCGGCGAGAGGUUGCUCAAGCUUGUGGCGAGUGAUGGGGCCGCAGACGACUUUUUCGGAAUGGCGGUGGCCGUGAGCUCCGACGGGGCCCGCGUGGUGGUGGGGGCCUACUAUGACGACGACCAGGGCGGCGAUUCUGGCUCCGUGUACGUGUUCGACGGUACCACCGGCGAGAGGCUGCUCAAGCUCUUGGCGAGUGAUGGGGCCACAUACGACUAUUUCGGAGUGGCGGUGGCCGUGAGCUCCGACGGGGCCCGCGUGGUGGUGGGGGCCUACUAUGACGACGACCAGGGCCAAAAUUCUGGCUCCGUGCACGUGUUCGACGGUACCACCGGGCCAAAAUUCUGGCUCCGUGCACGUGUUCGACGGUACCACCGGCGAGAGGCUGCUCAAGCUUGUGGCGAGUGA